ACACACCUCUGCUCUGUCAGUCAGUCAGUCAUUAGAGGGACAGGAUGGAGUUCAGUCCACAUCCUGUGAUACUCUGGCUGAUUUCACUUAUACCAGCAGCACAAGCUGAAGAGAUUCUUAAAGCUGUGGUGUCCAUAAAACCUGCUGCGCAUGUGUUCAUUGGCGACAGAGGUGUUACUUUCAGAUGUGACAUACAGGGACUGCCCACUGAGUGGACAUACAGCUGGUAUAAGAAUAAUACUCUACUCUACCAAGAGGGAGAAGGCAGAGGCAGUAAAGACAGCACAAUGCAAGAGUUCAGUAUCAAGUCCGUUAAAGCCUCUGACAGUGGUAACUACACCUGCAGAGGACAUAAAGAUAAAUCUACAAGCUCGGAGAUCAGUGAUGCAGUUACACUGAUUGUAUCAGAUAUACCACAAGCAGUACUGAGUGUAUCUUCACAGCGCUGGCUGAAUGAAGGAGAGUCAGUGACUCUAAGCUGUGAGGUUACAAACUCCUCUACAGACUGGACAUUCAGCUGGUACACAGUUGUUCCCUACAGAGGCAGUAACGGUGCUACCAGAUUUAAUCCAGUGCUCCUGUCAGACAGCAGCAGAGGAUCUGGAGGCUCCUACACUCUCAGUUAUGCUGCUAAUACUCACACAGCUGUUUAUAGGUGCAGAGGAGAGAUAGUAGAACCAGCUCUUUACUCAAAGUACAGCAAUGUACAACCACUAUGGAUCACUGGUGAAUCUCCUCCAGUCUCUCUGAUCAUCAAUCCCAGCAGAACUCAACACUUUACUAAUGACUCUCUCUCACUGAGCUGUGAGGACCAGAGUAAGUCUACUGGAUGGACAGUGAGACGAUACACACACACUGAAAGAGUGUUAGAUUGUUCACACUGGGGAUCAGUUACAGGAUCUACAUGUAACAUCAGCUUCCUCUCCACAUCCUACACUGGAGUUUACUGGUGUGUGUCUGAAUCUGGAGAAAACAGUAAUCCUGUCAACAUCACAGUGCAUGAUGGUGAUGUGAUCCUGGAGAGUCCUGUCCAUCCUGUGACUGAGGGACAUCCUCUGACUCUACGCUGUUUAUAUCGUACACCUAAUGCCUCAAACCUCCGAGCUGAUUUCUAUAAAGAUGGAUCAGUUCUCCAGAAACAGACUACAGGAGAGAUGAUCAUCCAAACUGUCUCAAAGUCAGAUGAAGGUUUCUACCAGUGUAAACAUCCACAGAGUAGAAAGUCACUGAAAAGCUGGGUCUCAGUCAGACGUCCUAGGUCCACUAGCAGAACAGUAGGACUGGCUUUGGGACUGAGUUUGGCAUUUUUGUUCAUUUUAUUAAUCAUCCUGCUGUGGUGCUGCAAAAUAAAGAAAGAAAAGCAGAAAACCAAUCAGACAUCAGAACUGAAUCAGAACCGGUCAGGAGCUGAAGACUCUCAGUUAGGACACACACCACUUCAGGCUGAUGCUGAACACAGUGUUAGUGAUGUGACUUACGCUACUAUUGAAAUAAAACCAAAGAAGAACUCAGAAGCAAAUAAAGAAAAAGCCAGUGUGGGCGUUCAUACUGUAUACUCAGAGCUGAAGCUGGAUGUGAAGGUAAAACUUGAUAACAGCAUGUUUUAAAGGAUAACAGACAAACCAAACAACAUGAAGUAAGGAAUAUGUGUUGGGUAGAAUCUGGGCACUUGAAGUUAUAAAGGUGAACCACACAAAUGUUGAAAUGGUUGCGUUUACACCUUGUACACAAAAACUCCACCUCUAGCUACCUAGAGAACUUUCCAUCAUCUUAUUUUGCUUAGUCAGUUAUAAUAGCUAGCUAUGAACAUUCGAAGUAGUCAAAAUGUUUUCAUGACACUGUUUUUAGUAUCCAGUUUGUGCCAGCUGUUAGUCUAAAUCACACCCAGAGCAGUACAUAGUGUUUGUCUCUUUUUCCCUUCCCUGAUUAGAAGGUAACUCCUGCCUCUUGCUAAUCAGAACCCUCCACACACUGGCACAACUGAACAGAGAAAAUCACUAAAUCUAAAUCUGCAUCCAAAUGUAUCCUAGGUAUUCCAGUAUUUCAGGAAGGGGGAGUGGUUUACAGUGGAGAGGUUAAUAUUGCACACCUGAAUCUGACCUUGAUUUAUAUGAUCUUGUUCCCUCUCUGCAGGUGGUACUGGACCGAACUUGAAUUUCUGGACUUCUGCUAUGGUGUGCAGGGGUAGCUGUUUUGAUCAGAAUGGUAUAUAUACGGUGGUAGAGAAGUGCAAAACACAUUAACAAAUCCGAAAACAAAUUAACAAAUCUGAAAACACAACGACAAGUCAGAAAACACAACGACAAGUCAGACAACCCAGAAAUGGUAGUGUAUCGUUUUUGAAUGGAAACUUACCGAUCAUUGGACAAGACACCUGUCACUCAAGAUAUACAGGUAUGGAAUCUUAUGUGUAAUGUGUAAAGUUCUCCGUUUAAAUAUAAGAAAAAUAACAGAAUUAAUCCACAGUAAUCCAUUCCAUCCAUCCAUUCCAACUUUUCCCUGUGGCAGACUGUUGAACUUCAUGUAUACCUUGAGUGACAGGUGUCUUGUACAAUGACAAACUAUACCAACAGCUUCCGGGUUGUCCGAAAUGUCUUUGUGUUUUCGGAUUUGUUAAU
Messenger RNA from Tachysurus vachellii, 2618 nucleotides. Its product is annotated as titin-like. Gene Ontology annotation, biological process: cell surface receptor signaling pathway. The transcript is spliced from 10 exons. The coding region runs from base 45 to 1607 and encodes 520 amino acids. Gene Ontology annotation, molecular function: transmembrane signaling receptor activity. Lineage: Eukaryota; Metazoa; Chordata; Actinopteri; Siluriformes; Bagridae. The record is from RefSeq and is a predicted model, not a curated record.